AUGGCCCCAGAAAAACCCACCUCCAAAGGACAAGCAUGGUUUUGCACCACUGGGCUGCCUAGUGACAUCAUAAUCGAAGNGAAGAAAGGCCUCACACAAGCUACAAUCCGAAAGCCCUCUGGAGCAGGCCACCAGCUCGACAGCGACGUUCGAGCUGAAAUCCAGGAAGAGGACGACGAGGAGAAGUGUCAGAUCACGCUCCCCGAUUUCCCGGGCGGUUGCGAAGCCUUCGAGACGGCCGCGAAAUUCUGCUACGGCGUGAAAAUCGACAUGUCCGCCUCCACUGCAGCGGCCCUCCGCUGCGCCGGAGAGUAUCUGGAAAUGACGGAGGAGUACUCGGAGGACAACCUCAUCUCGAAAACCGAGAGGUUUUUUUCGGAAUCCGUGCUCAAAAACAUCAAAUACUCACUGAAAGCUCUCGCUUCCUGCCAGGGUCUAAUGCCCAUGGCGGAGGAUUUGGGGAUCGUCCACCGGUGCAUCGACGCCGUCUCCAGCAAAGCCGCCGCUUCAGAUCCGACGCUUUUCGGCUGGCCGGUCAGCGGCGAAGCGAAGAAGCUCAGUAACGUGACACGUACAGGGACGGCGGCGGCUGGGGAAUCGUGGCUGGACGAUUUGGGACUUCUGACGCUGCCGUUGUUCAAACGGCUGAUUUUCGCCAUGAAAUCUCUGAAUAUGAGCGGCGAGAUAAUCGAGAGCUGUCUGAUCCACUACGCGAAGAAGUACAUUCCCGGGAUCUCGCGCGCCGCCAGGAAGCCGCCGCCGGCGACGUCUUCCUCCGCCGCCGCGCCGACGGAGAGCGAGCAGAGGGAGCUUCUGGAGACGAUCGCGUGCAACCUCCCGAAGGAGAAGACCUCGCCGUCGUCCCAGAACAUCACGCGGCUGCUCUUCGGGCUGCUCCGGACGGCGUACAUUCUGAAUGCUUCAGAUGGUUGCCGGCUGACGCUGGAGAAGAAGAUCGGCUUGCAGCUGGAGCAUGCGACGUUGGACGAUCUGCUUAUCCCGAGCUACUCUUAUUUGAACGAGACGCUGUACGAUGUGGACUGCGUGGAGAGGAUUUUGGGGUUUUUUCUCGAAGGAUUGGGGGAGAGAUCCGCCGCGAUUAGAGCGGAGGGCGAGGAUGAUGAAGGCGUCGGAGUUAGAUCCGCGGGGCUGAUGCUCGUCGGGAAAUUGAUCGACGGCUACCUGUCGGAAAUUGCCUCCGAUGCCAACUUGAAGCCGGAAAAGUUUUACGAUCUGUCGAUAGCACUGCCGGAUCACGCCAGAUUGUUCGACGACGGGCUCUAUAGGGCCGUCGAUGUUUAUCUCAAGGCGCAUCCAUGGAUCUCGGAAUCGGAGCGAGAGAAAAUCUGCGGCGUUUUGGAUUGCCAGAAGCUGACGCUGGAGGCGUGCACCCACGCCGCUCAGAAUGAGCGGCUGCCGCUGAGGGCGGUGGUGCAGGUGCUGUUUUUCGAGCAGCUCCAGCUCCGUCACGCCAUUGCCGGAACUCUCCUCGCCGCCGACGGGGCGGGUGACGGCGGGGAACAGUCCAGCGACGGCGGAGGGGAGGACGAGGAGGCGGCGGUGGGGCCGGCGCGCGGGAACGCGACGUGGAGGGCGGCGGCGAGGCUGAAUGAGGUGCUGCGGGUGGACAUGGACACGAUGCAGACGCGCGUGCAAGAGCUGGAGAGGGAGUGCACCACCAUGAAGAAGGCGCUGGAGAAGAUAGACAGGGCUGGUGGGGCCAAGGGACACGUGAAGAGAGGCAGUUGGCGGGCUAUGUUCGGGUGCAAAUUCAAGACGCAAGUGUGCGAUUCACAUGAAUCCACGGUGGUGGACACCAGAAAGGCCCACCGCGGCCACCGCCGAGAACAGUAACGGCCCAAUUGAAUUCGAUUUCAUCAUUUUCUUCGUGACUUGGAUUUUUUAUUUUUUAUUUUUUUCACAUUAUUUUAGUUUUUCGUUUUGGCUUUAUGUGAAUACAGUUUUAUUAAUGGAAUUCAUGGGUUGAUUUAUUCAAAUUAAUGCGUAGAAUAAAUGUACUGUGUGCAAUAGAUAAAAGCAUAAAAAGGGAUCUUUAUGAGAAAAAAAUUAAAAUAUAUAUGGU
Striga asiatica is the source of this 2083-nucleotide messenger RNA. NCBI's taxonomy places the organism in Eukaryota, Viridiplantae, Streptophyta, Magnoliopsida, Lamiales, Orobanchaceae. The record is from the annotation of a GenBank genome assembly.